AUGAAUGGUUAUCGAGAUGGUGGGGGAGGGGGGGGCGUAAGCGUGAAGGCAGCACAAGAAACGAUAUUGUCACAGCGUUCCUGUCGUGUUUACUUAAGCUGGGUUAUAACAGCUAUAUAAAGAGAAGAAUCGAUGACAAAUUAAUUUUUGCAUAAUUAUACCAUUCUGUGAUGUAAAAUAUAGUAAUAUGCACAUUUUUAAAUUAUUAAAUAUAUUUGUAUAGUCAUUCAAUUAUAGUUAUAUAGUCUUACACGCGACAGCGCGAGAUUCACGCAUAACACGCGUAUUGUCCCGCGUUCUCAGCAAGCGUGUCCAGGACUCCAGGUUGUGAAAAGGCGGGAAAAUUGAAAUUCCACUGACUGGCAAAACAAAAAACAUUCACAUUUUCAAAAUAUUUCAAUAUUUCAUUCAAUAACACUUACAUCUUUCAACUUCUUUGUAAAAAGGUAUGUUUAAGUUUGUUUUUAUAGUCUAUUAAUUAAACAAGACUUAGACUUUUACUAUAUAAAACUCUGAAAGUGCUUUGCAUUUUGAAAUUGAAUAAAAUUUGAUAUUUUUCAUUUAUACAUUUGUUUUCAAAAUAACUCAACAAAUAUGUACUUGUAGAAUUACCUUUGGUGCAGAAACUACACAAAUAUUAUAAGCUGUCGUGGUUUGUGUCUGAACUACCUAAAACGUUUUUGGGCGAAGAACCUUUGCGCUAUGAACCUCUUUACGAAAAAUCUCUGCUACAUCGAUGUGCUUUUUAAUAAUCUUUCAAGGCACCUCAAACACAAACCACUCGGCAGUUUACUGUAAAAUACUACCUAAAUACAUAAUACUGAACCUCCACGUUAGAAACACCGUUAAUAUUCUCUCUUUUUAGAGUACGAAUUGUUAAAUAUUUUGUAAGUUUCAUCGAAAACCACGCAAGCUUCACGUCGAGACGAGCAAGUUGUUGAUCCAGAAAUCAGCGACCAAGAAGAGGAGGAGGUAUUUUAUUUUUGGAAAAAUUUUAAAUUUCCAUCAAUGGUUUUUGAAUGGUUUUUAAAGAUUUACCAUGCAUGCUAUCAAUUUAGAAACUGACUCUUACCAUUAUUGGUUAUUAUAGAUUUCUCAUACCGUAAACCUCCGACUAUAAGCCCUGAGCUUAUAUACUUUUGUAAGGGUGGGCUUAUAUAUUGGGGGGGGGGCUUAUAUAAGGGGGGGGUUAUACAUGGACGAUUUUUUGUGUUAGUAAUAAACAAGUCAGAUAUAAACAAGUCAAUGAUCAUAAACAGGAAAAUAAACAUGUAUUAAUAACGCGUUUUGAUUAACAUAGUGAGUUAUAAAGACAAUGACAAUGUUUUUAAAUAUUGUCAUCUGUUCAAAAACAGUUCUCUGCUGGAUAUUAAAAGACAAUGUCAAUGUUGAUCGAGUAACGUAGUGGGCUUAUAUUCGGGGGACUUAUAUUUGGCGAGCUUAUAUUCGGGUGGGCUUAUAGUCGGAGGGGGCUUAUAUUUGGAAUGAGGUGAGUGUUAGUAUAUGUGGUGGGCUUAUAGUCGGGGGGGGGCUUAUAUUCGGGGGGCUUAUAGUCGGACGUUUACGGUAUUGUAAAGUGGUAAAUAUGAUAAUUUUCUUGUGCACAAGAAAAAAUAAAGUACCAUUAGUGCUAUAAAUAUUAAACUUCAUAUGCUUUUUACUAAUUUACGAUAUGGGAAAUCUUUAACCAGUUAAAAGGAAAGUUGAAUUUUUCCAUAUGUAUUGAAUUGUCGUUUACGUGAGUCCGGGACGAUGCUCUCAAUAUUUCAAUUUUUUAUAUAAUUUUUUUAUAUAAUUUUCAUUUCCGAGAAAGUUUGCAAAAAUGUUUCAAUAUUUUGGUUGAAAUGGUAAAAUAUUAAAAAGCUGAAAGGAAUUCAAGCUGGCUCAGCAGUGGUUUACGUUUUGAACCACUUGAUUCUUGAAAAAGUUUGCAAUUUCGAAACGUGAAUGUGAUUUUAAUUUCUCAAGAAGAAUACUUCUCAUGGACAGAAUCUCUCCACGUUUUGUACUUCUAUAAUACGAGUUACACUCAGCUACUUCUUUGCUUUAGGAAUCGUUUUACUUGGAUAGUGAUUUGCUACAAAACCAUGGAAUUGUAAGUUUAGAAUAAUUAUAGCCUGGGUAUAGUCUGGGACGAUAAAACAUUCUUGGUAGUUAGGAUGCUAUAGGAACUAAGUAAACUCCCCCUCCCCGCUCCGGCCGCCAACUUUCGAAAAACUUUUUGAAAGAUAUUGAAACGUGGAGUUUUCUGCGUAGAAACAGCCAUUUCAAAAUCUCAACAUUUUGCGCGAACCCACUUAGAGUUUGUUUAUCUCAGCAACCAAAACAAUGCCCCAGUGCCCAUGCAUCAAUGUGUAUACUUUGAUUUCAGAACGUUGCUGAUAUUAAGAAGUUGAAAACAUCUGGAAUAUAUACCAUAAAGGUAAUUUCCUGAAGGUAUAUAGAGGUGGAGGGGUGUAAGGGAAUAACCAACCCACUUUCCAUCAUACCUUAUUCUUUCUUUCAUAAGGGUGUUCAAAUGACCACAAGAAGAAAGUUGUGUCAGAUAAAAGGAAUAUCUGAGGCAAAAAUGGAGAAAAUUAAAGUAUGUAUUUUCAUGAUAUUACAAACGAUUUGCACCUUGCUAGGUAUGUAUUUUGGGAUUUUUAUUUCUUUCAAAAAAAUGUGACCACUAGUUUAUUUCUUUGUCUUCAUUUAUAGGAGGCUGCUGCAAAAUUGAAUGUACGUAUAAAAAUUAAUUUUUGUUACCGCUUUCUAAUUUUAUCCAGUGCUUUCCUCAGUAAAAUCAUAGAUUAUAGAUCAUACGAUCUAUAAUCUAUGGUAUAAUCGAUCGUAUGAUCUAUAAUCUAUGGUAAAAUCGUCACUGGGUGUUAGACUGAGUAGAAUAUAGAAUUAAGGUAUUCGACGCAGCUGGACAACGACGCGUCUUCAAAAUUACAGAGCGUAUCUGUAAUCUUUAUGCAAUAUGACAAAAAAGCAUAAAUCCUUUCCAUAUAUCUAGAGUGCUGGUUUUGUAACCGUUUUGGAAUAUAGUGAUGCGAGAAAAAUGUGUUUCCGAAUUGCAACUGGUAGUGACAAGAUAUCUAUGGUAGUGACGAGCUGAAGUCACAUCAUCAAAUAUUUGAAAUUUAGAAAUGCCAUAAUUUUUCUAUGGUAUCGAUAAACAUGAAGACAUAUACGUAAUAUAUCAGUAAAUUGCAACAACUAAUUUGCAAUUCAAUCCAGCAAUUUUGACAGUGAAAAAGGGUUUUCACUUUUUACUAUAAAUUACAUUUCGCCUUACGGUGAUUUAAAUAUUACACCUAUAAUUAACAAUUAUUCGCCGAAGGCGAGGUGAUUAUCGGUGAAUAAAAACCGAGACGAAGUCGAGGUUUUUAUUCACGAUAAUCACCGAGCCUGAGGUGAAUAAUUGUUUUAGUAUAAUUUCAUAGGUGAUUAUAUGGAAAAAAAAUAAAAAAAUACACAUUUCUUCGUCAUUUAAUUGACAAAAAGGCUUCGGCCGCCAUUUUGAAAAUCGCUUAGGUGAUUAUCGCGUAAUAAUCACCUCAACGGCAACCAAUCAGCGUGGAGAAUUUUCAAUAAUCACCUAUGUAAUUAUACUAAUGGCCGUUAUAAUAAAUUUCACAUCCUUCUGAAAGUACUUAGCAUCGGCUAUAGAGAAUCGUUUUUCUAAUUGAGAUAUUGACAUUACUGACAGCUGUAAUGAUAUGAUUUCCUAAAUGUGUCGCUUGUGGCAAGGUAAAGCAUUUCAAUUUCGAAAACGAAGCCUCUAUUUAUUUCAACGAGGCCUCUAUUUAUUUUAACGAGGCCUCUAAGUAUUUUUUCAGAAACGUGUGAUGCUGUUAUUUUCUGACACAGCGAAAUGGUCACUUCUGUGCUCUGUAAUUUUUUACAAUAGUUUAUUUCUAUUUAUUGCGAAGAGAUGGCAUAGUUCGCGAGAAAUGCUUUCUUAGUAUUGAUAAUGAAUGAUUUUUGAAUAUUUGUAUAUCCGUAGUGCAGAAUAAAUUGUUGAAGUUUGAGAACAAAUUUGGUAAAAUUUGGUCAAAGUUAUGAAAUCCUUCCCAAUUUUAACAGUUUAUAAUAUUUGGUUAUGUUUGUCCGAAAUUUUUUUUUAGCUUUUCUAAUGUUAGUCCGGAAAAUUUUUUUAUUACCCCCGUGACCUGCCCCCACCCCCUCCCCUGUGACCAAAUGCCUUCGCAGCCCGCAUCCAGGCUUUGCCCGCGCCAGGCUAACACGUGCAGGAGAUUUUAGCAAUGGCGAGGAAAUCGAAAGAGCUUCAAUAAAAGCCAACAUUAAAUUGAGUUUUAGAUCAAAAUGUUCGUUCUAAAACCUUUAUUUUUUCGAUUUUAUCCAAGUAUUACCACUUAUCUUUAAGAAUGGACUUUCUUGUGUUCUUAGCCGUUAAAAAAGGGCUGCAAAUUCCUUCAAAAGAUGCUAUUCUGUGAAGCUUACUGAAUUACAACACGUGGUUGAAGCUUGAAGUGUGAUGGUCUUUUCGCGUCGAUACCAGCGCCGUAACCUGUUCAGAAGCUGCUGAAAAUACUCUGGCGUGUCUGCUUCUAAGGUAUUUGGGCUUGUUCUUGUGUUGAUAUAGUUUAAAUCUUAAUAAUGUAUGAAAGAUAUAUCAUAUGUCUCAAUUUGCUGGGGUUUAUUAAAAGCAAGGUUUUAUAAAUUAUCAACCAACGUAGUUAGUGCCAGUGGUAACAAGCUUUUGUUAGUAAGGAUUCAACUAUCUCAAAAAACAAAGCGAAAUUCAAUCCUUUUUUGGCAACGCCCAGAUUAUGCAUCGGUCAAUUCCAGCUGCGAUUACCUCCCCCCUCCUCCCUCCCCCCUCCUCCCUCCCCAGGACAGUGUGGGGCAUUUGUACGCUUACUUGUCCCCACGGCCAGGCACUUACAGCUGCGUGUUCACCCGGGGGCCGGGCAUUUGUCAAUAUCAGGUUAUUACCCCCGGGCAUCUGUCGCUCACAGAGAAAAGACCACGGCCACGAGUUUCCUUUGUUGUAUGCCAAAAUGGACGACUAAUAAAUAUGUUAAACAAAUUUUAUGUUAUAUUAUUGUUGAAUGUUGGUUUUCAAGUGUGAAUCAAUGUUUAAGAUUUUCCUUCAGUCCAUAUUGGGUCGUUCCAGAAAAGAUCCAUACCCCCCCUACGGAGGAAAUUGAAAAUAACCCCCUCCCCCCCUUCGGACAUCCUUGAAUGGUUCAUCCUCCCCCCCUCUCCGGACAUCAAAGCCCAAAAUUAUCCCCCCUCCCCUUCGGACAUCCACUAUUUCUAAAUUUUUCUAAAGGCUAGCUUGCCGUUUGAAAACGUCACCGAAAAUUCGACUACGUUCACACUACGCGCAAGCGAACUAAUGCGGGUAGAAUUUACGUGUGUUCAGACUAAGCCAUUACAGUUUGUUUACAAAUUGAAUUAGCACUUGUGUAAACCCAAAAUAUUUCAAAUAGACCCAAGAAAUUUAACUGAAAAGCAUUCGAGUUUACACGUUUGUGUUCACACGAAGCUAUCAAGCGCUCCGCCGUUUUCACCUCGCUCCGUUUAGAAACCGUGCUCAAAUUGUUACGGCAAAAGUGACGUGAAAGUUUUCAAACGAUUUCGCUCCAGCGUAGAGUGAAUUAGCGAUGGCUUAUUGUGACUUUUCUACGCUGUUUUCAAAUAGCUCCGGCGUGGCGGAACACUUGGCGGCUUCUUGUGACUUGCGAACACAAACACGUGGCAGGUUUUGUCGGAUAAUUUGCAGAAAUUCACUUCGAAAUUCGUUCAAGUAAAAUUCGGACUGAAAUUCGAUGUAACUUGCGACUGAUUGACAAGCGUUGCUGUGUUUACUUACAUGUUAAUGCAUUUUUUAGUAUUACUGCAUUCCUUAACCUCGCCCUUAAUAUGAAAGCCAUUUCUAUUUUCUAGACACGCACCUCGCAAGGAAGCUUUAUUGACUAUAUACUAAAACAAAUUGUUUUGAGUUCAGUUCACAUAGCAAUCUCUUAAUUCGAGCAGCAGUUUAAUAACUAUUAUUUUUACAGUAACACUUGAAUAAUUCAAACUUAUAUAUACGAAAACUGCAAACUAUAUAAAUAAAGCGUCAAUUUUCGACUCAUUCUCAACAUGCAGGAUACGCUGUUACAGCGAGUUAGUUUUUGGUGGCCAUGCAUGCAAAAGUGGGCCGCUUAUUUUGCUUACAAGUUACGUGGACGUAUAAUUAUUGCUGUUACAUAAACGUUCCGGUGUUCAAGAGUUACAUAUAGCCGAUAAAAAAUUGCGUGCUCAUUAUAAUCGCCGAUCACAUAGCUUUAUCACAGUCUCAAACCUUCAGACAAACAUAUCCACAUCCCUCUCCCCCCCUUCGGACAUCCUAAGACAUUUUUCCUCCCUCCCCCUUCGGACAGCAAAAAUUUCCUCCGUGGGGGGGUAUGGAUCUUUUCUGGAACGACCCAUUAUAUAUAUUGUAUUUACAAUGAAAAACUUUCUGCAAUAAAACAGGGAUUUCAGAAUGAGCCUGCGGCUGGCAGAGUUCCGCCGGCUACUUUUCGUUUGGUCACAGGAAAAAAUUAUAUACAAAGGUACAAGCGAACAAACGCAAUGUUUGUUAUGUUCCAAUUGGAAUUCAAACAAAACAUCACUUAUUUUGGAAGAUCAAUAAGACCAACAUAGCUUGCUUUGUUAAUAAGUUGCUGUCGAAAAAGCGAUAAUAUAAACUUUCUUAAUUGUUUUCUUGUCGCCAUCUUGAAUUUCGUAGCAAAUGGUCAGCGGCUCUGAAUCUUCCUGAACAGGAAGAAGUAAGAUGACUCUGAUUGACUCUGACAGCGACUUAAGCAUUGGGGAAUCAGAAUUUGACAGUGAGCCAGAGAAUGAGUCAGAUUCAGAGCUACUUUGGUAAAUGUUUUUCAAGUGGCUAUAUUCUUUGACAGUGAAUUAAUUAUGAUAAAGUGAUGAAGUAUAACAUAAGUAUUAAACAUCAUUUGAUUAACCCAUUGAGUGGCGAUGCACCCUACUUUAGUAUUUUACUCUGUCUAACACCAGACGAUUUUACUCGUCAAGUGGAGAGCGCUGGCACUUAAUGGGUUAACUGGCCUAUCUGCCCAUGUGUCUAGUUAACCCAUUGAGUGACGAUGCACCCUACUUUAGUAUUUUUUUUUACUCUGUCUAACGCCAGACAAUUUUACUCGUCAAGUGAAAGCGCUGGCGCUUAAUGGGUUAAUGAUUUUGGACUCAAAACACUGUUUAUGCUGCUGUAAAAAUUAAACUACUAGUAGCACAUAAAGUACAUUGUCAUUUACAAGUAUAAAUGCAAAUGUCAUCUAAAUCUAACAUGUUAACUGUUCUACUUUGUCUUUUUACUUAUUCUAUAUUAUUUGAUUGUUUAAUUUGCGGCGAAAAUUUUUUAAAGAGGCUGUCAAGUCCGUUCUGCUCUGCUCUGCUCAUGUUCUCACAUGUUUUGUUUACAUGUUUUGUGAUAAUUUAAUUAAAAUUCCGAUCUGUGGGUCUCCAAGUUAGCUCAUUACGCAUUCAGAAUAUAUCACGAAGGAGAAAUUUAACUACUGAAACAAAAAUUUUGCCCCAAUACAACAAAUUUUAAAUCGAAAAUGCUAAGAAGCACUUCUUACAGAAGUAUGGACAAAAUUUGAUUAAAAUUUGUACACAUUCAGCUCCAAAAUGACAAAUUCAAGAUUGAAAAUGUUAAGAAACAUGUCUUUUUACACCAACAAUUUUGUAACCUCUCGCUGGAUAUAUCCGGCGUGGAGUGCAUGGAAUGCACACUGGUACAGAAUAUAUAGAGAAUAUAUAAAAUAUAAAAAUAUAUACAGAAUAAUAAUAAUAUAACAUAUAUAUUAGAAUAUAUACAGAAUCUAUAUUUCUCGCAUUUAUUCUGUUUGACAAUUUUGUCAUUUUGUUUUUUUUUCAAAUUUUGAAAUUUUUUACGCUCUCUCUCUCUACUUUGGAUAAAAAGGAUUAUACUAGCUUAUAUUCUUGUUUGCAUGAUAUUUCAAUUAUAAGUUGUGAAGUUUUGUGUAAUGAUGUUUUGUAACAGGUCACUAACGUAAUUGGCUCACACUGUGUUAGUGUUCCUGAACCGUCUUCCUGUUUGCAUAUGUUUAUAUUUCUGUUGACGGCUGAAGUUAAUAAAUAAAUUAUCCAUGUGCAUGUCUUCUUCCAUUCCAUGGCUCAAGGCAUGAGAAAGUCUGGCAGCAUGCUGCCAGGAAUUUUUUUAAUCUCACAGGAAAUGUUUAAGAAAAAGCAAGAUAUCAAGAGUAAAGCUUGAGAAAUUUCAAAAGUCAGCAUUAAAGUAACAAACAUCACAAUUAGAGCAUAAAUACAAAAAUCAUGACAUAAAAAUUUGUAUCAUGUGGCAGUGCUACGACUGUCUGUUAUCAUGAUUCAUGAUUAUUAGUCGAAAGUGAUCGUUUUGAUAAGAGAAAGAAAGUUUUGUGAGUUGGGGGCUCUUUAUGAAUUUUUAAAAAAUUUCCUGUGGUACCCUUUUUGUUGCACCCUUUGUCUGCUAUAUAUGUUGUCAGUUGAUAUCUGCAAAUAACUAGAUUAAAAUCUCUCAUUGUUUAGGUGUUUUGUUCCAAGAGAACUUGGAUCAGUGAUCAGUCAUCAAAGUUGA
Molecule: messenger RNA, 8602 nt
Organism: Paramuricea clavata
Lineage: Eukaryota; Metazoa; Cnidaria; Anthozoa; Malacalcyonacea; Plexauridae
Source: the annotation of a GenBank genome assembly